Choloepus didactylus (southern two-toed sloth) is the source of this 2939-nucleotide messenger RNA. It is a transcript of the gene ZNF358, whose product is annotated as zinc finger protein 358. Gene Ontology annotation, cellular component: nucleus. Bases 970 to 2862 code for a protein of 630 amino acids. Lineage: Eukaryota; Metazoa; Chordata; Mammalia; Pilosa; Megalonychidae. Gene Ontology annotation, biological process: regulation of transcription by RNA polymerase II. The transcript is spliced from 2 exons. Gene Ontology annotation, molecular function: DNA-binding transcription factor activity; RNA polymerase II cis-regulatory region sequence-specific DNA binding. The record is from RefSeq and is a predicted model, not a curated record.
AGCUAAGAGAUCUGGAGUCCAGGAGGCCCCUUUCCUCAGGGUGUGAUCCAAGGGUACCCCUGUGACCCAGGAACCCUGAAGGGGACCCAGAUAUCGUUUCCCACAUUCCCCAACUGUGGGGUCUGUGGUUGAGGAGUUCCAGCCAGAAACCUCACCGCUCUGUUUGCUUACCCACUCCCAGUUAUGGGGUGUGGGGUGCAGGGUGAACCCCUCCCCAGGAAGGGAGCCAGAGGUCUCUCUGCCCCCCAACCCCCAGCCAGGGGGUGCGGAGCCCAAGGCAUCUCCACUCUGCCAGGUAACAUGGAGAUCCCCAUGCCCCCCAGAAGGGGCCCCAGAGCUGUUGUUUCUCCACCCCCUACCUACUCACCAGCCAUGGGGCUGGAGUUCAGGAUCUUUCAACCAGGAGGGAAUACAUAAGUAUCCUGACAGCCAUCAAAGGGCCCUAGCCAUGGGUCUGUUGCUUAGGAAUCACCCCUUCCUAGGAAGUGGUCCGGGAGUCCCCCCAGUAACCCAGGAAGGGCCCCAGAUGUUAUUUCUACUUACCUCCCAGCUAGGGGUUAGAAUUCAGAGUCUUCUAUCCAAUUGAGAAAACAGGUGUACUCUGUCCCCAUCUUCCUGGCUAUGGGGGCUUACUGCUCUCCCCAAGGGGUCCCACAUACCAUUUGCCCACCUUCACCUUCUAGCUCUAGGAACUGAGACUCAGUUUCUUCUAGCUAAGAGGGAACACAGAUGUUUUGGCAUUUAUUUACACCUCCCAGCUGUGAGGUCUGGAAUCAAGGUGACUCCCUCCCCAAGAGGCAAGCCAGGGACCUUCUACCCUCUCCCAAGGACCCAGGAGAGGUACCAUAUGUUGUUUGCUCACCACUCUCAUACCUCAGCCAUAGGCUCCCGAGUUCGGGAUGCCCCGUCUCUAGAAGGUAAGCCAGAGUUCCAUGCUCCACUAGGAACCCCCAAAUAUGCCACCCUGUUAUGGGGCAGAGACUCAGGCUGGGUGCUCAGGAGCAAACAGGAACGCUGACACCCCAUCCAGUUGAGGGCAUUGGAAUGGAGGACUCUCCCCUCCACAGGACCCAAGCUUCCCACGAGAGGAGCCCAGGAUGGAGAGAGGGGCAGAGCCGUGGAGCUGGGCAUUGGAGACCUCAAGCACCAGAUCGUGCCCCAGAAGCAGCCGGCUCAUUGAAGCCUGGGAUGCGGCGCUCAGUCCUGGUCAGGAACCCAGGCCACAAAGGCAUGAAGCCUGUUUACCAAGAGCUUGACUCCGAUUCUGAGACCCUGGACCCCAACCCGGAAGACCCGGAGCCUGAGCCGGAAGACCUCACCACUGUCUCGGAAGACGUGGACCCCAGCUAUGAGGAUCUCGAGCCCGUCUCCGAGGAUCUGGACCUGGAGGCUGAAGCUCCAGGCUCCAUCGUGGGGAACCCUGACUCGGGCCCCCAAGAUCUUGACCCCAUGUCUUCAAGUUCUGACCUCGACCCAGAUGUCAUCGGCCCUGUCCCCCUGGUUCUUGACCCUAACAGCGAUACCCUCAGCCCCCCUGCCCCAGACCUGGACCCUGUCUCGUCCGGCCUUACUGCCACCUCCGAGGUCCUGGCCACCAGCCCCGCCGUGCUCCCAGCCCCGGCCAGCCCGCCCCGUCCCUUCUCCUGUCCCGACUGCGGGCGAGCCUUCCGCCGCAGCUCAGGGCUGAGCCAGCACCGCCGCACCCACAGUGGCGAGAAGCCGUACCGGUGCCCCGACUGCGGCAAGUCCUUCAGCCAUGGCGCCACGCUGGCCCAGCACCGCGGCAUCCACACCGGGGCCAGGCCGUACCAGUGCGCGGCCUGCGGCAAGGCCUUCGGGUGGCGCUCCACGCUGCUGAAGCACCGCAGCAGCCACAGCGGAGAGAAGCCGCACCACUGCCCAGUGUGCGGCAAGGCCUUCGGGCACGGCUCGCUGCUAGCGCAGCAUCUGCGCACGCACGGCGGCCCGCGGCCCCACAAGUGCCCGGUGUGCGCCAAGGGCUUCGGGCAGGGCUCGGCGCUGCUCAAGCACCUGCGCACGCACACGGGCGAGCGGCCCUACCCGUGUCCGCAGUGCGGCAAGGCCUUCGGGCAAAGCUCGGCACUGCUGCAGCACCAGCGCACGCACACGGCCGAGCGCCCGUACCGCUGCCCCCACUGCGGCAAGGCCUUCGGGCAGAGCUCCAACUUGCAGCACCACCUGCGCAUCCACACGGGCGAGCGGCCGUACGCCUGCCCCCACUGCUCCAAGGCCUUUGGGCAGAGCUCGGCGCUGCUGCAGCAUCUGCACGUGCAUUCUGGCGAGCGCCCCUACCGCUGCCAGUUGUGCGGCAAGGCCUUCGGGCAAGCCUCCAGCCUCACCAAGCACAAACGCGUGCACGAGGGCGCAGCGGCGGCGGCUGCGGCAGCUGCAGCCGCCGCGGCUGCCGGCCUGGGCCUGGGGCCUGGUCUGAACCCGGUGUCUGUGUUGAGGCCAGGCCAGGUCUCUCUCCUAGGCCCUGACACUGUCUCCUUGCUGGGCUCCGGCCUUGGCCUCAGCCCUGGUCCCAGCUCUGGCCUUGGCUCUGACCCUGGCUCCAGGCUGGGCUCCCUUCCAAAUCCCAGCCCCAAACCCAGUCCUGAUCCCGUCCAAUCUUCUGGCCCCGAGGCUGCCCUUGACACUCAUCCUGACCUUGUGCCCAGCCCCGACCAGGAAUCGGGUUCCGGCUCUAACCCUGAUCUUGUGUCCAGUUCCAUCCCCAACCCUGAGUCCCGUCUUGACCCUGGCUCUCCCACCCAUGAUGCUGUCAGCCCAGCCCUCCCUCCUGGUGAGAACCUGGAGUGGGUAGAGGAGCAAGGGGCACUGCUGGGGCCCGAUGGCUGAAGGGGGUGCCAGCCUCCACGGGGGCCUGGGGAAGUUGUGUGUUGUGAUGUUAGUAAAAUCCUCCCACUGCCGUCUGG